This is a messenger RNA of Coffea eugenioides, 1713 nucleotides long. RefSeq names its product protein trichome birefringence-like 34. The coding region runs from base 367 to 1668 and encodes 433 amino acids. NCBI's taxonomy places the organism in Eukaryota, Viridiplantae, Streptophyta, Magnoliopsida, Gentianales, Rubiaceae. Gene Ontology annotation, molecular function: O-acetyltransferase activity. The record is from RefSeq and is a predicted model, not a curated record. The transcript is spliced from 5 exons. Gene Ontology annotation, cellular component: Golgi apparatus.
CAUUGACCAUGAGAAGAAAUCCGCUCUCAGUUUUCCUAAACCAAUCCAAACUACCGGUAAGACACUACACUAUAGUACGUGGAUAAUCUAGCUGGCUUCGGAUUUGCUUAGCUUUCAAUCAAAUUUUCGAAUAAAAAAUAUUUUGAUUCGUCCUAAGCUACCCCCAAAGACUUCAUGAUUUGCAUUCCACAAGAGUAUAAGCAACAUGAUAUCAAGUAGUCAAUCGUCAAGCAAUGGAGACGACCCUUUAUUACUCGAAGACCAACUUGAGACCAUAUCCGGGAGGACCACUACCAUAGCUGCAGCAGUCAGAAACCCGAGAUUGUAGCAUUGACAGUCUCAGCACCGAGACAGCUGCACAAAAAAAUGAAAGAAACCAGAAAGCAAUUUAUUGCUGCCAGUAGCUUGGGGAUGAAAUUCAAUUUUCUUCACUUGCAGAUUGCUUUUGUAGUCGCCAUGUUCUUUCUACUCAUGGCUGCGUACGUUUCCAGGGAAAUCAGCAGGACUAGUAGUAGUAGUCGUAGUAGUAGAAGUACUGAAGUAUAUGAUCAGAAGAAGGAUAUGAUAAAUGAGAUUACUAGUGAUACAACUGGUCAAACCGCAUUCUCAAGCUGUGAUUUGUUUUCAGGUAGAUGGGUUUUUGAUAACAAAUCUUACCCUCUGUACAAAGGCCGACAAUGUUCUUUGAUGAAUGAAGAAUUGGCUUGUGAAAUGUACGGGAGAAAGAACCUCAACUAUCAGUAUUGGAGAUGGCAACCACAUCAUUGUGAUCUCCCCAGGUUUGACGCCAUUGAUUUGUUGGAGAAGCUAAGGGAUAAGAGGGUUGUGUAUGUUGGAGAUUCACUAAAUAGGAAUCAAUGGAUGUCAAUGGUCUGUUUAAUUGAGUCUUCCAUCCCUGACAGACCAAAAACACUUCACUACAAUGGCUCCCUAAUUGCUUUCAAAGCCUUGGAGUACAAUGUUUCAAUUGACUUCUAUUGGGAGCCAAUGUUGUUGGAAUCAAAUUGUGAUGAUCCAACAAACCACCGUGUGUCUGAGAGGAUUAUAAGAGGGCAGUCAAUUGAAAAGCAUGCCAGAAACUGGAAUGACGCAGAUGUUCUCGUAUUUAACUCCUAUAUUUGGUGGAGACAGCUCAAACUAAAAAUCUUAUGGGGAUCAUUCGAAAAUGUUGAUGCUGAUCGAAUUUACGAGGAUGUAGAGAUGCUAAAGGCGUAUGAAAUGGCUCUUACAACAUGGUUUGAGUGGCUAGAUAAUCACGUCAAUCGUUCUAAGACCAGAGUCUUCUUUGUUAGCUCAUCCCCCACUCAUAACAGGGCUGAAGAAUGGGGAAAACCUAAGAAGCACAAAUGCUUUUACGAGACAGAGCCUAUCUAUGAAGAAGGGUACUGGAGCAUGGAUUCUGAUCCAAACAUGAUGCGGUUAGUGGAAAAAUACAUCAACAAGUUGAGCAGCCAAGGUUUCAAUGCACAGAUGCUGAACAUCACACAACUUUCUGAAUAUAGAAAAGAUGCACAUCCAUCAAUGCAUAGAAAAUUCUGGGAUCAACUAACUCACGAGCAAUUAACAACACCUAAUUACCAUACUGAUUGUACGCAUUGGUGCCUUCCUGGAGUUCCUGAUGUCUGGAAUGAGUUCUUAUAUGCAUAUUUGUUGUAUCCACCAAGUUGAAGCAGAAAAUUUCACAAGUAACAAUAAUCAACAAAUUAAUGAUUC